This is a messenger RNA of Colossoma macropomum (tambaqui), 3727 nucleotides long. RefSeq names its product ST6 (alpha-N-acetyl-neuraminyl-2,3-beta-galactosyl-1,3)-N-acetylgalactosaminide alpha-2,6-sialyltransferase 3 (gene st6galnac3). Gene Ontology annotation, biological process: ganglioside biosynthetic process; oligosaccharide metabolic process. Bases 171 to 1091 code for a protein of 306 amino acids. Gene Ontology annotation, molecular function: alpha-N-acetylgalactosaminide alpha-2,6-sialyltransferase activity. NCBI's taxonomy places the organism in Eukaryota, Metazoa, Chordata, Actinopteri, Characiformes, Serrasalmidae. The transcript has 5 exons. The record is from RefSeq and is a predicted model, not a curated record.
UUUAGAAAAUGGACAGAGAAUGGUGAAUAACGGGAGGAGGUUUGGACGGAAAGGAAGAGAAAAUGCCUCGUUUUUUCGGACGUUUCGUGGCUCUAACGGACACAGCAGAGACCCGGUCGGGUUCUAGUCGGUAAAAACGAACAUUGUGGGCCGGAACGUCCCCGUUAAGAAUGGCCUGGAUGUGGAAGAAGAAGUCGGUGAUAGCGACUGGCCUGAUCGUGGCCGUGUCCCUCUUCGUGGUGGUGGUCAACUACUCAGAGAAGCCCUACUUCCUGCUGCAGCCUGUGCUGGGCCAGAGCUUCAGCAGCCACUGGAUGUUCUCCCGGCAGCCGCACAAGGCCUUCCGACCCCACCCUGGCUAUGUGAGCGUCCCCAAACAGGAGCCUCUGAAGCUGCACUGUGAUGUCUGCAGCGUGGUGUCCAGUUCGGGUCAGAUGCUCGGUCGGCAGGCGGGACAUGAGAUUGAGCGUGCAUCCUGCGUGUGGCGGAUGAACAACGCGCCAACCCGCGGCUUCGAGCUGGACGUGGGGCGCCGCACCGACCUGCGGGUGGUCUCGCACACGAGCGUGCCGCUGCUGCUGCAGAAGCCCCAGCACUUCUUCGGCCAGGGCAACGAGACGGUGUACGUGGUGUGGGGUCCACUGCGCAACAUGAGGGAGGACGGCAAGGGCAUCGUCUACAACAUGCUGCGGCAGGCCGCCGAAAACUACCCCCACGCCCGCAUCUACGUCACCACGGAGGAGCGCAUGAACUACUGCGACACCGUCUUCAAGAGGGAGACGGGAAAAGACAGGAUUCAGUCAGGGUCGUACCUGAGCACUGGCUGGUUCACGCUUAUCCUGGCCAUGGACAUGUGCAAGGAGAUCCGAGUGUACGGAAUGAUCAACGACACUUACUGCAAAUCCGAAGGCUACAGGAAGGUGCCGUACCACUACUACGAAGCCGGAAGCCGCGACGAGUGUGCCGAAUACCUCCUGCACGAGAGCGCCCCCUAUGGUGGCCACCGUUUCAUAACAGAGAAGGCUGUUUUUGCCAAGUGGGCCAAGACCCACCCCAUCAAGUUCUUCUACCCAGAAUGGCAGCUGUCGUGACCAGUGGAGGACGACGGCUUCUCCAGGAAGCCUAAAGCACUGAGGCCUGUCGGGCCAACACACUCCCUGUCUUAAUGCACAAAUAAGUAGCCAUGCACGGGCCUGGACAAUCACCACAAACCACCUACAUACUGAUUACUGAUCUGCCCUCUGUUUAAAGAGAGAGUCACUCUGGUACGGAACUGACACCCUGUCGCUGGUGGGAUCUUGCAAGACAUCCUUUCCUCAACAGGACAGUCGAGACAGCCUCACUACAUACUAUACCGUUGGAAAGCCUCGGUCUUUUAUUCUCCUUUAUCUCUGGCACUGGACAAGAGACGAUGUCAUUCAAGGGAAGGACACGGUGUUGAAGAAAACAACCCUGGCGGAGACAAAGUGUAAUAGGAAGCACUGAUUACCUUUCAUCAGACAGAUAAACCUUGAAGCACCAGGCGAAGGUUGUAAGAGGGCCACAUUCAUUUAGCCUAGAUGGAUCUGCAUUACUCUUAAGUUUAUCUUGGUUGUGCCGGAGUCCCCUCCUUGCAUGAAUCUAACCUUAAGUAGCUUAUGUUGCUACACGCCGGUUUUCGGUGGAGUGAAACAACCAGCAAAAUGAUCCAAAUCCAGACAAAAAACAUGAAGAAUCUCAUGAGAAAUGCUAACCAACUCAGCCCUGCCACUCGUAGCUUUUCUUACAAAGAUCAUUUGUAAUCGGUUCCAGUAUCUUUCUGUCCUGAGCAUGAAUGUGACAGAGCUGGCCCUGAUCCCUCUGAACCAAGACGAAAAGUAUUAGCCGUUACGUUUUAGCAUUCAUAGCAUUAGCAUUGACGUUUUAGCAUUCUUAGCAUUAGCAUUGAAGCGUUCGUAUUAUUACUUAAUAUUAAGUUAUCAUCUCUGCUGUGAACUGAGAGAACGGAAAGCAAAUGCAGGCAUUUGUAAGUUGACCUCAAGUCUGUUAAAGACGAUAGCGUGAAGCUCUGUUUUCAUGUGCCACAGCUAGCUAGCAAGAUCGUCAGCGCUAAGAGUGCAACUGACUUGAAGAAGUUUGCCAUUUGUACUGUAGACGGAAGUCCUUUCUUCGUGAGAGGUUGGGGCAACGUGCAGUAUACGGACAGCUCCACGUGAAGUUCCUUUCUUUAUGUUUAAGAUUUUGUGCCUGUAUACAUUAGUAGCCAAUGUAGACUCAGUGCAAUGCCCCCAUCCGCCUUUACCCCAUAUCCUUAGGCCUUAUCUGCCUAAAAAAAGACCACUGUGUGCAUAAUCUGUCGGUAUCCCUCCGAAGCCUGCUAGGACAAGGUGCCGUCUUUUGUCAAAAGGGCAGGCUAACUGUUCAGCUACUGUAGCUAAGUGCUGUAGCACCUUGUUAACCAGCAGACAAUGCAGCGCCCCUGAGGGCUGCCACUGCGCAGAGACUCCUGCAUUUGGUCUCAAAAGCAGCAUGUGGCUUCAAAGCAGGCACUCAUACGUAGCGUAUUGUUCGGAAUCAGCUUGUGAUUGUUACCUUCUCCAGCAGCCUUCACUUACAGCGCUAAUCCAUUCUGCAGGCGCGCAGCAUUGUCUCAGCUUAAGCACUCCGUCGGUCACACCGCAGGUAACGGAGCGACCGGCACCGAGACGGUUGCACCAAGGACCGCACUAACUGAAGCUUUGGACUUGAGCCUGCUAGCUCAAAGUGACAGGCACAGCGGUCAGCUCUGAUCCUCCUCUCCUAGAGGACAAAGACACUCUUCUGGUCGGUCGCUCUGUUGACACUCUCAGCUAAGGGGUCGCGCCGGGACACUUUUUCACCGAUCCUGGAUUUCUCUUUCGUUUGGAUGACUACGUGCUAAGAAUCAGCAAGAAUACUCAGCUCUCUUUGUGGAAUUCGCCCCUGCCUAUUUUGAGGUCGCACCGAGCUUCAGGUCGCACCAAGUCUUUCUUUUUUUCACACAGUCGAUGCCUUUUCACCGUUCUGUGGCAGCAUUAGUGGUACACAAGCCAAGAGCGCUAGUCUGUGAAUGUUCACUUCAGAUCUCUCAGAUGUUCAGUACUUUGUGUUUUUAGUCACCUGUAAGCCUCCUUCCUUUUCAUGUUGUUUUAUUAAGUGUCUUAAGUGCUUUUUUAAACCUUGUGAAAGGCUGCAUGUUUAAAUGUACAGUAUUAACACAUCAAGUGUCCUUUUUUUUUUCUUUUUUGAGGUCGAUCACAUCGCGUAUGUCUGCACACGGUUUAUAGAUCGAGCUUUUUACGUAAAUGUAUGAAAACGUAUCUCUUUUUUUGGCGAGUAAUGGUUUGUAAUGAGUGCUUUUAUCCCUCCAGUGUUAGUGCAGCCUCACGAAGGAUCAAGUGUUUAUCAUCCUGUGUUGUGGACUUUGACGUGUUUUGGAAAUUGCCUUGGAAUUGAAGUGAAUUUGUGAAUCACUUGCGACAUUUAUGGUUUUGGUUUGUUUUUUUUUUUUGAUGUGCUGAUGUGCUUUGACAUUUUGUUUUUUUUUUAAAUGCGAACAAAAACAUGCUUUUCUAUGUGUUUGAAAUGGGGCGCAAAUGAACAAUCACAAUUAUUUGAGACUUAUGUGUUUAAAAAUUUCAGCUCAUUUUCGGAAGACUGUAUUCAGCCUGUUCUCCACUCCUUUGUGUUGUAAUGAGCUGGCGUGCUAAUAAACAUGGUCAUAAAUUAA